Molecule: messenger RNA, 1977 nt
Organism: Cryphonectria parasitica EP155
Lineage: Eukaryota; Fungi; Ascomycota; Sordariomycetes; Diaporthales; Cryphonectriaceae
Exons: 4
Coding region: 199-1308 (369 amino acids)
Biological process (GO): protein folding
Cellular component (GO): endoplasmic reticulum
Molecular function (GO): protein disulfide isomerase activity
Source: RefSeq, a predicted model, not a curated record
GUUCAGCCAGUGUGUCCUCUUUUGCUUCACAUCAAACACCCGGCUGAUUUCAAAGCAACAUUGUCUCUCUCCGUACUUAAUUGUAGCUGGAGUAUUAAAUUUUUUUGCCUUACCCGUCUUUCUCCUUUCGGGUCAAACAAUCAUCGAUCAAUACUAUUCGCAUCCAAACUUCCCUCGACCUGACAUCCCUUCGUAACAAUGGUCCUCCUCAAGAGCCUCGUGCUCACCGGCCUGACGGCCGUCGUGGCCGCCAAGUCGGCGGUCAUGGAUCUGAUCCCCUCCAACUUCGACAAGAAUGUUCUCGACAGCGGCGUGCCCACGCUCGUUGAGUUCUACGCACCGUGGUGCGGCCACUGCAAGAACCUGGCUCCCGUCUACGAGGAGCUUGCCUCCACCCUCGAGUUCGCAAAGAGCAAGGUCCAGAUCGCCAAGGUCGAUGCCGACGCCGAGAAGGACCUCGGCCGCAAGUACGGCGUGCAGGGCUUCCCCACGCUCAAGUUCUUUGACGGCAAGAGCAAGGACCCAGUGGACUACAGUGGCGGUCGUGAUCUCGAGUCCCUGCAGAACUUCAUCGCCGACAAGACGGGCGUCAAGCCGAAGAAGAAGGUCGAGAAGCCAUCGACUGUGACUUGGUUGACGGAUGCCAACUUUGCCAAGGAGAUCGGUGGCGACAAGCAUGUCUUUGUUGCGUUCACUGCUCCAUGGUGCGGACACUGCAAGAACUUGGCUCCUACGUGGGAGCAGCUCGCCAACGACUUCGAGAACGAGUCCGAAGUGCUGAUCGCCAAGGUCGACGCCGACUCCGACGGCAGCAAGGCGACCGCUCAGGCACAGGGCGUCACCUCAUACCCAACCAUCAAGUUCUUCCCCGCCGGUAGCAAGGAGGCCGAGCCCUACAACGGUGGCCGCUCCGAGAAGGACUUUGUUGCGUUCCUGAAUGAGAAGGCCGGCACACACCGUGCUGUGGGUGGUGGUCUCGAUGCCACUGCCGGGCUGAUUGAUGCCCUGAACGUCGUGGUUGACAAGUUCAGCGCGGGCCAGGCCGUCCUGGCCGAUGCCGCUGCCGAGGUCAGCAAGGAGGCUGCGGUCUUGAAGGAGGGCGCCCAGGCUAAGUACGCCGAGUACUACGUCAAGGUCUUCGACAAGCUGAGCAAGAACGACGACUAUGCUUCUAAGGAGCUGGCGCGUCUUGACGGCAUUCUGAAGAAGGGCGGCCUGGCGCCGUCCAAGCUGGAUGAGUUCACUGUCAAGUCGAACAUCCUGCGCCGGUUUGUCGAGAAGGUCAAGGAGGUCAAGGACGAGCUGUAAAUGAAGCUGGGGCAAAUCCGGGAUAGUGAGGUGUCACAAAUAGCUGCAUAGGAUGGAAAAUCGCACGGAAAUCGAUUUCUGACAAUCAUGAAUGGGACUUUGGUUGGAAGCGUGUAAGAUACAUAGGAGAAGCAUGAAUGAGAUUUUGCAUGGGAACACUUGCUAUGUUUCGUGACUUCGUGAUAUGUGACCGGGCUGAGCGUUUUAUCAGUGUCGAGUGCUCAUAGCCGACUGGAAUCUAUGUACUGGGUCUCAUCCGUCAAACUAUACUGGUGUUAAUAGUAUCAGGUCUCGUGACAAUUCCCCUUCAUCCCCUGGGUUACGACGGUUUCGAGCUUGCGUCCCGGUCGUUAUUCGCAGCCAGCGUCGCCUCCAAGCUGUCGAUUCUCCGUGACAUCUCAUCCAUCUUUGCAAAGAUCUCGCUGGAUACACCGGCAAACUUGUUGGACAAGGUGUUCAGGAGGUCAUCCAGUUGCUGUGUCAGCUCGGCGCGAGCAUCAUCUGGCGGAGCAGAGGUUGUUUGUGAAUUAGACUCGCUGUUGUUGGAAGACAUCUUGACCGUCCCGAGGUGCGCGCUCUGGCGCUUUCUUUGUCUCUUCCUUCUUUAUGGUGUCUGUUUUUAAGAACAGCUUUGCGCCUUGGUGGUAAUGAUUGUGAAUGGAGUCGUCU